UGUCGCCGGAUAUGCCACUCGCAAGAGUGACAUACGGAAAAUUCGCCCCUGGGGUUGUAGACGGAUGUAGUGAUUUAUGCAUUCUACAAGUGUUUUAGCUCUCAGUAAAACACUCCUGUCCAUAUGAUAUGGAAAGAUAUUUUAAAUAGUAAAGAAAGGACAAAUCGAUGGAGGCUGACGUUGAAUUUUUAAUGUUGUUUUCUAUCGCUUUAAGAUGAAAUGUUCUGUUCUCCUAACCCAUGUGAACAUGAUGGUAGAUGCGUGGAGACGCUGAAAGGAUACAGAUGUGUUUGUCAAGAUGGUUACACAGGAGUUAACUGUAAAGAUCCAGAUCCUUGUUUACCAAACCCUUGCCUACAUGGUGGAAACUGCGAAAAUGUUAAAGGCGUUGCACGCUGUCACUGUCAUCCGGGGUAUCAUGGAACGUACUGCCAUGAAACCUAUGUCUGUUAUGUGAAUCCUUGUCAUAACGGCGGAAGAUGCAUAGAGAACCCUUUGGCACCUUGUCGUUGUUCCAGAGGAUACAUUGGGAAAUACUGCACGGGUAGGUGUGUUCUGAAAAAUACGUCAGCUUUGCAAUGCGAGAUAAAUUGAUUACCUAAUGGUCUUCAGGUAUUAUUGUGAUAAAAGUUGUCUAAUACUUGACGACUAGACUGAGAACUUGGAGGUUUCAGUUGUACAUGUGUAGGCAGUUAAACUACGAAUUUGUCAAUAGUCAAGCCCGCAGCAAUUCUAAAAGUCAAAUUCCGAGUUGCCUUUGUCUCUGUUUCAAGACGGGUCCUCGUGCAAAACAUUUCAGAUGAAAAUGAGUUUGAUUUGCAUGAAAAUGAACAUGCAGAUAAAACACAUUUUUAUAUGAGUGGUUUCACACGAAGAAUCGUUGAGACACGGAGGCAAUGGCAACAAGGAAAUGGCCUAUUAUGUAUACCUAUUUAGAUCCAUAGCAGAUUAGAUAACAGCCUUACUUCUAGCUUCACAUCCAUAGUGUUAGGGAAAGAUAGUGAAAAUGGUACAUACUUAACCAUGCAUGCCUCAAUUCCUAAUACACAUGAUGAGUUUUACAGCAUUUACGUGAACCGGUUACUUUAAGGAUAUAAUUUUCUCUUCAGAUCACGUGUGCCAUCCUAAUCCCUGUCUCCAUGGAGGCGCCUGCAAAGUAGUUGAUCACCCAACAGGGUCAAGAAACAAUAGAUGGAAUUUCCACUGCAGCUGUUCGGAAUGGUAUCGCGGUAGAAUUUGUCAUAGUAAGUGGCAUUUUAUGAAAAGGACAAAAGGCGCACCGGCCGUUCGAGAACAACACGAAGAAGAAAUCCCAGUGGAAAUCAAAAUGCUACUUUGGCUAUCAGGUUUAUAAUGUUGUAUGGUGUUCAGUAA
This is a messenger RNA of Orbicella faveolata, 1374 nucleotides long. RefSeq lists its product as uncharacterized. Gene Ontology annotation, molecular function: Notch binding; calcium ion binding. The record is from RefSeq and is a predicted model, not a curated record. Lineage: Eukaryota; Metazoa; Cnidaria; Anthozoa; Scleractinia; Merulinidae.